Molecule: messenger RNA, 747 nt
Organism: Angiostrongylus costaricensis
Lineage: Eukaryota; Metazoa; Nematoda; Chromadorea; Rhabditida; Metastrongylidae
Source: the annotation of a GenBank genome assembly
AUGAAUUCAAUCGAUUUUUAUUCUAACGAUAAACUGAAUCGUUCUCCAACUACUACAGGCACAACUCUGUGCUCGUUGCCGUUAGCGGUUGGCUCAUGUACUGCACCGUCGACUCGUUUCUACUAUGAUUCGUCGUCAACGUCCUGCAAACGUUUCACGUACUCCGGCUGUGGUGGAAAUGCUAAUAAUUUCCAAUCGCUGGCGAGUUGUCAGGCGACAUGUGGCUCAUCUGGUAUUUCUUUUCUAACAAAACCAUUCUUUGACUUCACUAGUAAUAGGCGCUACAGCUUUAUAAGAAUCACCGGUACUUCGCAAUGCCCUGUUGAUGCCAGUGAUGGGCUGAACUGCUUCUUCGCGCAUAUCGACGCGUGUAACUCGGGCAGUGAUUUCCUUGGACGCGAGAAUACGGCAACUGAUUACUGUAUUAUGUGGAACAUUUUUGUCACCGGCGGGCUACUUCCACUACCUUCUCUCCAAAUUCAACAGAAACAUGAAGGAUAUGUUCACAAGAUAACUUCUGAACAGAUAUUCCGUUUGUUUCGAGAAAGCGAUGACGUAUGCGAUGUCGUCGAGGACAACAUUAGACGGUUAAUGCAGGAAGAGAAUAUUCCUGCUUAUACGAUGGAAGGGGAUGCGUUCAAAAUGUGGAGAUAUGAAGUCGGAACUGCUGUGGACAUGUUAACAUCGAAUGUCAAAAUUCAGAAAAUGGUGUAUUCACUUCACUCAUUUCUUGGCGGCUAUCGAUAA